Molecule: messenger RNA, 2410 nt
Organism: Mercurialis annua (annual mercury)
Lineage: Eukaryota; Viridiplantae; Streptophyta; Magnoliopsida; Malpighiales; Euphorbiaceae
Exons: 6
Coding region: 1279-1992 (237 amino acids)
Source: RefSeq, a predicted model, not a curated record
GGAAAAAUCAAUAACAAUGGAAGGAACAAGGAUCAUUAAAAGCGGACGGCAAUAUCUCGCACACCGGCGCCGCUGCUGGUUUCUGUGGCAAUUUAUCUUUUCAUUUGCUUGAAGAUGUGACGAUGGCUCAUAGGAUUGAGCAAAAGCUCAUAUAAUUGAUCAAAGCAGGUUUUAGCAACAAAGCCAAACGAUGGUUUCUAAAUAUGCUGCUGUGUUUGUGCAGUCUAAAGAUAACUGUGUUUUAAAGACGGUUUGGACAGAUAUGGAAGGUGAAAUCUUAGAAUCAAAAUACCAGCAAAAUAGCACUACGAUUUUGUAUGAAAUGAGGAAGAAAGGCCGGGGAUUCACUAACAAUCCAAGAACAGACGUUAUUUUGGAUAAAAAGUCCAUAACCAAAGAUCACAACAUCAAUUUGUACGAUCUACACUUCAACUGGCCUCAUGCCAAUCUAGUGAGAGCACUGAAUAUAGACAAAGUAGCAAAAAUCAUUGUGUUUCAGAAAUAUGAUUGCCAUAGUUAUUAAAGGCGCGCCUGAGGCGCGCCUCAGGCGAGAGGCGACUCAGGCGAGGGCUGAGUCGCCUCACAUGGCCAAAGGCGGGCGAUGUCGCAAAGGCGACCGCCUUUGUCGCCUCAGUUGGGAGGCGAGAGGCCAGAGGCGCUCGCCUCUGUGAUUUCAGGGCUGUUUAGUGUUUUUUUUUAAAAAAAAAAUUAAAUGCUAAUCUGUUUUUAUGGGCUUUUUAAGUGUAAUUAAGCCCUAAACACAUUUAAAAAAGCUGCUGGGCCACCUUUUUAACCUAGUAUAAGUAUAAUACUAGAUUAACAAAAUUAGAAACACAACUAUACAUAUUCCAAUUCUUCUUCUUCACGCAAAGACUCUCUUUUCUUCUUCAACGGGUCCUUUCUUCUUCAAAGCGAUUAUUGCAUUGAUAAUUAGUUAUCUUUUAACUUAGACUUUAAUAAUUUGAUUAGUACUUUUGAACUUUUGAAUUAUAUUUGAAUUUUUUUUUAAAUGCAUAGGGUUUACAUAAUAUAUAUAUAUAUAUAUUAAUUAAUUAUUCGCCUUUUCUCCAAAAGGCUUUCGCCUCGCCCCACGCUUUGCGCCUCAGGCUUUUUGACCCUUGUCGCCUCGGGUCGCCUUUCGCAUUUAAUAACUAUGAUGAUUGCAAAUUCUCUGAGUGGUUACGCGCCAAAUCAGUGUCCUGUGUUUGUGGAUAUACAACUGUCCCCUGUACGAGUUCAUCAGUAGUAGGUAAAGUGGUGUACUAUGUAACAGAUGAAAUGAAAAAAAUUAUUUCUUCUAUGGUCGAGUUUUUAUGUGCUUUGCACACUAAAAAGAAUCUCGUCGCUGUCAGUUUUGGGAUACGAAACUUGGUUAUGGUGGGCGGUGAAGUAAAGUUUUAUAAACUCAGAACUGAACUUGCAACUGAAGAAGGAGUGAAAAAAGAUUUUGUAGCUCUCAGGAAUUUUUUGAAUAUGCAUCUCUUUGCAUCGUCCCUUGUACCACCACAAAUGACUGAAUUUCUUAAUCUGCUUAGAUCCAACAAUAUUCGGAGUUGCCAGAGUUGGCUUCCAAAGCACAUAGCUCUUAUGGGCCAUAUAGAAACUAUUGAGUUUGGCCGCAGGUUUUAUGAGAUAAGUAAUACUUUCCAAGGCAUGGGAAGUUAUGCGGAACAAGCCUACAAAAAAGCAGUUGCUCGAUUAGGGUCUAACCAGAAUUGGACCAAAAAACUGAAAGAUCCUCGAUGUAAAGCUUUGCAGGACUGUUUUAAUGGUCAUAGAUGUCGCUACAAAGAUACAUCUCCUGAUGACAAUAUUGUGAACCAUGAGAUGAUCAAAUGUUGGAGGCAUACCUGCACCCAUAUGAGAGAGAAACUGAAGCAGGGUUCACAUGUUAUUGAUGCAAUUCUUAUGGAUGUGUUUGGAGAGAAAAUUGCUCAGUUUCAAGUAUUGUUGUCUCAAAAAUGUAUUCUGCAUCGCUUUCUGAACUAUUGAUGAUUUGUAAGCGGCGGCGGCAGAACAUGAAGCGGUGGAUGGAUAAUAGAUUCAAUUAGGUCGGCAGUAUAAGAGAGUUAGGAGUAGAGGUAGAGGCGAUCCACGGCGAUGGAAGUGGAGGCGAUCUUUAGUGACCGUAGUGAAUGGAAGCGGUGGAUGGAUGAUAGAUUCGAUUAUGACGGCACUAACGUUUAGCCAUUGUUUUGGCUUAAUCUAGUUUUAAUUGAAUUAAAUUUGUCAUGCAUUUGAAGAAUUUUUUAGCAAUAUGAUUUAGAUAUAGAACAAAUUCCUAUCCUUGAAAUUCAAUUGCAGGAAAAUAUUUCUGAUUGUUGAAAGUAGGAAUGUAAAUUUGAAAUUUUUGUUUAUUUCUAUUGAUGAUGGAUGUAUAUAAAUACACAAUAGGAUAAUUUUUUUUCUA